AUGCUGACUGUGGCCACCACGCCCCUGGAGAGCCUGUACUCUCCGAGCAGCGCUGGAUCAAAGGAUGCUGGUGGAGACAGCCUGAUUGCAAAGCAUGUAUCUGCCCCCAUCUCCGAGGUGCCUGCCAAGAAGGAGGAAAUGGGUGACAAAGGGAUCCCUCUGCACAAAGGAAAGUCACUGAGGAGGGCCCUGAAGGAGCGUGGGCUGCUGGAGGACUUGCUGAGGAAACACCGGCAUGCAAUUGGCAGGAAGUAUUCCACUGGGGAGGCGGCCAGCGAGCCUCUGACCAACUACUUAGACAUGAGUGGCUCUGAAGCAUUUCCAUGUCAGUACUUUGGCAAGAUCUACAUUGGGACCCCACCCCAGGAGUUCACCGCAGUCUUUGACACAGGUUCCUCAGACCUCUGGGUUCCCUCUGUCUACCACAACAGUGAUGCCUGCUGUGAAAACCACCAUCUCUUUGACCCAUCGAAGUCCUCCACCUUCCAGAACCUGGGCCAGUCCCUGUCCAUCCAGUACGGCACAGGCAGCAUGCAGGGCUUUCUAGGCUAUGACACUGUCACCGUCUCCAGUGUUGUGGACCCCCACCAGACUGUGGGCCUGAGCACCCAGGAAUCUGGCAACAUCUUUGCCUACUCUGAGUUUGAUGGGAUCCUAGGGCUGGCCUAUCUGUCUCUUGCCUCUGAGUACUCAGUGCCCAUGUUUGACAACAUGAUGCACAGGCACCUGGUGGCACAGGACCUGUUCUCGGUUUACCUGAGCAGGGAGGAAACUGAGAUCUGGGGAGGGAUGGUCACCCUGGGCUCCUGCUCCGGGUCCAGUGCUCCCUCUACCUUCCUGCUCCCUGUGAUGAUGAAGCUCAGCUUGGACAGAGGGGCAGGAAUGACCAGGGGCACACGUUCAUGCUGGAGACAUCAACCAUCCUACUACACAGGCUCACUGCGCUAGGUGCCCAUGACUGUGCGGGAGUACUGGCAGUUCACUGUGGACAGCAUCGCCAUCGCCGGCAUGGUGGUGGCCUGUGAUGGCAGCUGUCAGCCUGUCCUGGACUCGGGCACUUUCCAGCUGAUUGAUGUCCUCGACAUCCAGCAGGCCAUGGGGGCCACACAAGGCCAGUGUGGCCAGUUUGACGUCGACUGCGGGAGCCUGAGCAGCAUGCCCACGAGUCAGAUGAAUGGACUGAUGGACAGGCUGGUGCAGAAGGUGCUGUGUGGAUAUUUUGAUCUCUGGCGGCAGCCUGGCUAUGGAUCUGGACCAGGUUUCAAGGAUUUCUUUGGCCCCAAGAAGGAGAGGAAGAGCAUUCUACAGCCCACGGAGUGCUUCCUGCUCCAGAGGGUCCACCUGGACCUCACCAGCCUCCAGCAACCUGUGAAGGCCCCCCCAGAUGAUAAGAAGUGA
Molecule: messenger RNA, 1398 nt
Organism: Cynocephalus volans (Philippine flying lemur)
Lineage: Eukaryota; Metazoa; Chordata; Mammalia; Dermoptera; Cynocephalidae
Product: chymosin-like
Biological process (GO): proteolysis
Molecular function (GO): aspartic-type endopeptidase activity
Source: RefSeq, a predicted model, not a curated record